AUGGAAAAGCUCUCCUGGCGUGCUGGUCCAGGUUCCAAGAAGGGUCCCUUCACAGUGGACAGCGGUGGUGGACAUGUCAAAUCUCCCAGUGUCGCCGCCGCCCUCGCCUCUGGAAACCCCUACGAACGUCCAACAUCAGCCUCUUCAUCGACUCGUCACUCCAACCCACCGACUCCUCAACUAUCCCCAAACGCUCAGCGCCAUGUCUUUCCUCACCCGUUCAUCUCUGCUCUCUACGGUGGCGCCGUAGCUGGCGCCAGAAAAAGACAACAAUCUCGCGAAGGCUUGCCGUCCAACGAGUACGUAAACCACGUCACUACUCCCACCUCGUCCGAACAAGCCAUCCUUUCUGCCAAUCAAGGCCUUCCUCGAAAUGGGACCAGUGGUCCUCGUAAUGGACAAGGACCUUCGCAGACACAACUGCCCAAUGUCAACAAUGUCAGUCGACAUCACCGUCCUAUCCCCGCUCCUGCUGCACCGCUUUCGGGCUCUACAACUCCGCUGGAUCCUCCGCCUUCCCCAUGGAAUGCCAUCGAGACAUUCCCUCAUGACUGGUUGCAAAACGGUAAUGCCCCUUGGGCAAGUCCAACGGCGUCUCAGCAAUCACACAUUCAGGCCGACGCCUCAGAUUGGGCUACCCUCAUCGAUACCAACAUGUUCGCUGGAUUGGAAGAGGUGGUCCAACAGGGCCAGGCAAAAGCGACAGGUGGGCAACAAAGACCAUGUAAUUUGAUGGGAGCCCUCGACGCUCCCGGUCAACACAACACUACCUCCGCCGUUCCUCCCCCGGCUCAGAGCCACUCAAGUCAACCAUCCAGUCUCCUGACAAGACGUUUGCAGCAGCAUCAAUACGAUCACUCGGCCCCGGUUUCGCCCCGCGUUGAGCAGCAUUCCUUCGACGGUGCGUCUUCGGUGACGCCUACUACGACGUCACUUUUGUCGUCUAUGGGCCUCGGGGUUCUACCCACCCCACCUCAGAGCUUUAGCUCUCAUGGAGGACCUUCACGUCCACCCAUGAACGGUACUCACAGUCCAUGGCCUCUACCCGAGCGAGCAAUGGGAUAUGUCGAAACUCCCGCGACCACUCCUGGUGGAAGUGAAGUGGCCUUUGGAAGCCCAGCUGACGCCAACGGCCUCUCACGACAAACCAGCAACUUGUCUCGCCGCAACGAUAGCGGCGUGCCCCCUUAUCUUGGCCCUUCCCGCAUGUCCAUGCCUCCGCCGCAUGCGACUUCCCACGCUCCACAAACUUUACAUUCCCCCAACGCUUUUAGUCAUGCAGUCUACACGCAUACCACUCGAAUGCCGCCAUUGCCGGAUGAUUCACUUCCACCUCUGCCACCUGGAUUAUCUAUUGAACAUCUGGCACAAUACGGUGCUGCUGGUCUGGAGAUGGCUAUCCGACUGGGAAUGGGCAUCGGCAUGCAAGUCGGACGUCAAGCGCAACAACAAUCAUCUUCCAGCUCCGCCUCUGUCGUCCCAGCUCAUGCCAUCACUCCUUCCUCUCACGCGGACUCGCCAUCCACCUCCGCAUCGAAGACCAACCAGAAUGUUGUCAGUGACAUCUUGAACGACGAUUUCCUGUCCCGUAUGACUUCACCUUCGCUCUCCAGUCCCGUGUCGAACCAGGCUCCUGUAUUCACAACAUCACGACGACCAUCCAUGGGAGACGAGAGCAAACAGAACGUGGAGGGCCCGCCUGAGGAGAUGGCCAAGAAAGAUCCAUUGGCAACUCAGAUAUGGAAAGUGUAUGCUCGAGGUCGUGACAAUCUUCCGAAUGGCAUGCGGAUGGAGAAUCUGACUUGGCGGAUGAUGCACUUGACACUCAAGAAACAAGAGGAAGACGCGGCUUUGAAGUUGAACGAGCAAGCAAAACCUCACGAGUCGCCUAAAGCCGGACAGCCACUACCAUUGACAUCACCGACGGAAAAUGAGCGAGGACGGACGAAGGGUAAAUCGCGAGUCGUGGGCUUUCAAGCACCUGGAGGUCCGUCUGCAGUGGAUGCGGACAUGGAUUGGCGUGCCGCAAGCCGCUCACGAUCACGGAUGAACGUCGAUUGGCGAGACCGAUCCCGCUCUCGGUCGGCAUUCGGCAGCGUGCGCAUGAUGGACGUCUCAGAAUCGCACGCUCAUAGCCUGUUGGCUCACGAGCAAGGACCCCCGGACGAGAACAUGUUUGCUAACGCUGGUCAGACGAUGCCCGAGUUCUCCGAUCAGUGGAUCCAGCAAGCGCCCCAACAUGCUCAGUCUCACCCGGUAAUGGCCAUGCACGGAGGCGACGAGAUAGCUGCUCGUGACGGUUCAGCGCCCAAGGACAUCAAGCAAACCUCUCCGAAUGAACCGCAGGCGACUUUAGACCACGCUUUGCGAGCUGCAGCCGCGUACGAGCUUUUCGCCGCAUCCGCUCCGACUGGCGGCCCCAUCGCUCAUCUUCAGAACUCUCUGGCCAGCGGGCAAGUGGCUGUCGGUAAAGGACAUGCGCCGCAUCUGCCGGGAAUAUCAGGCCCCGGGCUGUUUGCAGAGAUCAAGGAAAACUGGCAUCCCGCUUAUGGUUACCUUCCAAGACUGGUUCGCAAGACGAGUUUCGACCAUACCAUCAGUCCCAACGGUAAUGGCAAUGUCAAACCUGGUGGUCACAUGCCACCUCCUGCCAAUCCAAGAAAGCGAGCGGCCGAUGCUUCACCGAGAGAUAGGGCUGCGCAAGCUUUACUCGAGAACGAUUCUGGAUUCCCGUCUGGCAUGUUCACGUUCAAUUUCGACAACAACGCUAUCAACAACAACAACUAUGACAACUUUUUCGAUCUCAACGCCGCGUCAGCAGCUACCCCUGCCAACAACGGAAAUGAAGGUCCUGAGGAACAUGUGCAAACACAACCCCAAGAUCAGAACCUCAAUCAAGGACAAAAUACAGGUCAAGGACAUGGACAAAAUCUCGAUUGGACGGGAGCGAACGGAGGACCUCAGAGUGCUCCAGGGACGGAACCCGCCAGUACUUACGGAUCCCCCUCAAGCUUCAUCGAUCCUGCAUUUAUGAACAUUCCUCAACCAAACAGUGAUAAUCCAUUCGAUUUCCAACAACUUAUGCAUCUUUACCUCAACGCCAACGCCACCGCCUCUCCAUACACGCAUAUCAAUCCAUCUCAAGUUCUCGGAGCUAUGCAAGAUCUCGUUGUCAAUCCUUCUGGUAUUUCUCCUCAAUCUGGUGCACCUACACCUGGCUUUGUAGCUGCUCCACAUGUCGUGAGACCAUUACCGAAAACUGUCGGGGGUAAACCUGUCAAUAUGACCGAUCGUAUGCCACCACCACCGGCGAGAUCGAAUUCAUCACCUAAUCUUCAAACUCUGAAGAUGCCGUCGAUGCAUAGAACAGCACACGUGAGGAAUCAAUCGACCAACGUCCCCCCUGGCAGGUCGAAAGCUCCGACACCGUUGGGCACUUCUGGACCAGGGACACCGGGUAGUGAUGGUGAUGAUUUGUACACGUUUGCAACGGGUUCGGGUAGCGGAGAAACACCAACGGUCUGUACGAAUUGUCAGACGACUAAUACUCCUCUUUGGCGAAGAGACCCGGAGGGACAACCAUUGUGCAAUGCGUGUGGAUUGUUCUAUAAACUUCAUGGCGUAGUCAGACCUCUAUCACUAAAGACGGAUGUUAUCAAGAAACGAAACCGUGCUCAACCUCCUCCCAAAGAUGUCCCAUCCCGGAAAAAUUCCGCCAAUUCUAAUCCCAAAACACCCGGCUCCAACAAAUCUAAACCCCCUUCUCCGACUUCUCCAAGCGGAAUGUCCAUGUUACCUUCUUCCUCCGUCUCCACUGCCUCGGGAUUGAAGAAAGCCAGAAGAGCCAGCGAAAUCCCAGGUUCCAUAGGUAAUGGGAAUAAUAUGAUCAAUGGGAAUGGGAGUGUCAACAUGAAUGGUUUGUAUGGUGUUGGUAGUUUGAACGCUACGACGGGAAGUUUAUCAAGUCCUACCAGUCAAGCGAUUCUAAGUAUAACUAUGACGUAAGGUGGGUCAUACUCGGCUUGGUCAUUGUGGCUCAAGUGAGUUGGAAUGAGUGUUGGAUGUGGGAGAUCGAAUUGAGGAUGGGGAGUUGGAAUUGUGCGAGAGGCCAGUGAAUGGGUGAUGGAUGAUGGAUGAUGGGAUUAGAGUUGGAGUUGGAGUCAAGUAUAAUGUUUAUUCAUUUAGUCAUGUUUCCAUCUUGAAUCAUCUUGAAGUAGAUUUUUCCAUUGUGCUUUUUUUUCUCUACAUAUUUCUCAGCUUUCGUGUUUAGUGCUUCAUAGAGUUGUGUUUGGGUUAGAAGAGAUGUAUCACUUCGUUCUUG
Messenger RNA from Tremella mesenterica DSM 1558, 4321 nucleotides. RefSeq lists its product as uncharacterized. The transcript has 5 exons. The coding region runs from base 1 to 4005 and encodes 1334 amino acids. Gene Ontology annotation, molecular function: DNA-binding transcription factor activity, RNA polymerase II-specific; RNA polymerase II cis-regulatory region sequence-specific DNA binding; zinc ion binding. NCBI's taxonomy places the organism in Eukaryota, Fungi, Basidiomycota, Tremellomycetes, Tremellales, Tremellaceae. Gene Ontology annotation, biological process: positive regulation of transcription by RNA polymerase II; negative regulation of transcription by RNA polymerase II. The record is from RefSeq and is a predicted model, not a curated record.